Python bivittatus (Burmese python) is the source of this 324-nucleotide messenger RNA. The record is from RefSeq and is a predicted model, not a curated record. Lineage: Eukaryota; Metazoa; Chordata; Lepidosauria; Squamata; Pythonidae.
GGCCAGGAGGAGGACGGCCGGUGGGCGCAGGAGGGCGACGGCAAGACCGUGACCUGCUGCCUCUUCACGGAGCGGGGCUUGGACGGCGCGUCCUGCGGGCCCCGGGAGGCGCCCGCCCGCGAGGGGCGCUCCCGGCUGUCGCUGCUGGAGCAGGAGCUGAAGGCCGUCACCUACUCGCUCCUGAAGCGCCUCAAGGAGCGCUCCCUCGACAGCCUGCUGGAGGCCGUCGAGUCCCGCGGAGGGAUGCCCAGCGGCUGCGUCCUCGUCUCCCGCGCCGAGCUGGAGGUGCGGCUCGGCGGCCAGGCGCUGGAAAUGUUAGCUUAA